AUGCCUGGAAGCAGCGGCGGGAUCCCGACAAGGAGCCGGAGGCGCGGGCCGGCGGUUUCGGCUGCAGUGACGGCUGGCCUGUUGCUGUCGCUGCUGCUCUGGGCCUCGGUCCACAGGGUGGAAGAGGGGCACUUGGCUGUCUACUACAGGGGAGGUGCACUGCUCUCUACCCUGAGUGGACCAGGCUAUCACAUCAUGCUGCCAAUUCUCACAACUUACAGAGCAGUACAGACGACAUUGCAGACCGAUGAAGUGAAAAAUGUGCCUUGUGGGACAAGUGGUGGUGUCAUGAUCUAUAUUGACCGAAUUGAGGUGGUGAAUGUGCUGGCACCAUACGCAGUUUAUGACAUUGUGAGGAAUUAUACUGCUGAUUAUGACAAGGCACUCAUCUUCAAUAAGAUCCAUCAUGAACUCAACCAGUUUUGCAGCAUCCAUACCCUGCAGGAGGUGUACAUUGAGCUCUUUGAUCAAAUUGAUGAAAACCUGAAGCUGGCACUACAACAGGACCUGAAUGCCAUGGCACCAGGCCUUACCAUCCAGGCCGUGCGUGUGACAAAGCCCAAAAUCCCUGAAGCAAUCAGAAGGAAUUUUGAACUUGUGGAAGCGGAGAAGACUAAACUCUUGAUAGCUACGCAGAAGCAGAAAGUCGUGGAAAAGGAGGCUGAAACGGAAAGGAGGAAAGCACUCAUAGAAGCAGAGAAGAUUGCUCAGGUGGCAAAGAUACAGUACCAGCAGAAGGUCAUGGAGACUUUGACAGAGAAACGAAUUUCUGAGCUCGAAGAUGCUGCUUAUUUAGCAAGAGAGAAAGCAAAGGCUGAUGCAGAAUACUACACUGCCCAAAAAGCAGCUGACUCAAAUAAGCUGAAACUCACACCAGCCUACCUGGAGCUGAUGAAAUACCAAGCAAUUGCUACUAACAGCAAGCUAUACUUUGGCAGUAGCCUCCCCACUAACUUGUUUCUAGGUUCUUGGGCUUUUGAACACAUGAUUGCAAGGACUGCUAAAGAAGCUCACCUUGUCUCAGAAACAGGGAAACACCACCUCAGGGCUCGAGAAAGUGCAACUUGAUGCUCACGCCAUGUAGCCUCCUUGAUCUGAACAUCUAAAUAAUCCACUGCCUCAAAAUCAGGGCAGUUAUUGUUCUCAGACUGCCUUAUUGAGAAACAGGAAAGGAAUCACAGGUUUUCUGCGGUAUAAACAUAGUUCUGCACUGAGUUUGUGUUAUUUUCCAUAGCCUGCUGGAAAGAGAAUCCAAAGGUGUUCUUGACUGUUUUUGACCAGAAGCUGGCUCCUGGGGGUUUCCAAGGAUUAAAGUAAUCCAAGUGCUAACAUAUAUCAUUAGAAAAGAAUUGGCAAUUAAAAUACCUGAAUCUGGCUAUUUGGCUCUUGCAGGGAGGUACUUGUUCCUACAUUGAAUACAACUGUAACAUAGGGACUGGUGUACUAGACCUUAAUGUCCUCAAUCACAAGUUUUACUGCUGGAGUUUGGAAGCUGAUGUCAUUAACCAAGAGCUUAGUCCCAUGACUUGGUGAGAUAAACUCAUGACUCCAGGGUAGUAUGUACCAAAAUUAGUUUUGGUACCUCUUGUUGGUAAAGUAAAAAAUAUUGAGAGUACUUCUUAGACUCUGGCUCCAACUCAAUUGUGUUCUUGCUGUGAAAACUUUGUUUCAGAAUUUACAAAUGUGUCUGAAGAAGAUACAUCUCAUGACUGGAAAGUAUCAUUUCAGAGUUUUUUUUU
Messenger RNA from Candoia aspera, 1739 nucleotides. RefSeq names its product erlin-1-like. Gene Ontology annotation, molecular function: cholesterol binding; ubiquitin protein ligase binding. Gene Ontology annotation, biological process: SREBP signaling pathway. Gene Ontology annotation, cellular component: endoplasmic reticulum; endoplasmic reticulum membrane. The transcript is spliced from 11 exons. NCBI's taxonomy places the organism in Eukaryota, Metazoa, Chordata, Lepidosauria, Squamata, Candoiidae. The record is from RefSeq and is a predicted model, not a curated record. Bases 1 to 1068 code for a protein of 355 amino acids.